Messenger RNA from Oppiella nova, 308 nucleotides. NCBI's taxonomy places the organism in Eukaryota, Metazoa, Arthropoda, Arachnida, Sarcoptiformes, Oppiidae. The record is from the annotation of a GenBank genome assembly.
ACUGAAUCACUGACUCACUGAUUGACUGCCCUUUAAAUCUGUCAACAAUUUAGUUAAUCAUCACAACUGUCACCAACACUUCCCACAUACCCAUCAAACACUGCAUUUAGUUGAUCCCAAAGUGAUAGAUAAUGGACAGCGAGGGCCGUAAGAUAAUCGUGUGCGACAACGGAACCGGUUUUGUGAAGUGUGGUUAUGGAGGCUCUUCCGGAUCCAACUUUCCCUUACAUACCUUUCCAUCGAUCGUUGGCCGGCCUAUCAUUAGAGCCGCGCAAAGGAUAGAUGACAUCGAAGUGAAAGUAUCUGAC